Molecule: messenger RNA, 1077 nt
Organism: Cinclus cinclus
Lineage: Eukaryota; Metazoa; Chordata; Aves; Passeriformes; Cinclidae
Gene: TULP1
Product: TUB like protein 1
Exons: 9
Coding region: 1-1077 (358 amino acids)
Biological process (GO): protein localization to cilium
Cellular component (GO): cilium
Molecular function (GO): actin filament binding
Source: RefSeq, a predicted model, not a curated record
AUGUCUGUGUUCCAGGUGAAGAAGGACAAGAAAAGCAAGAAGAAAGCUGCCACCAGCAGUGAUGAGGAGGACGAUUCCGACUCCAGCACCAAACCCAUUAGGUCAGAGAAGAAGAAAAACCCAGCAUCCCUCUUUCAGACUGGUGGGGACCCCCCAAAAGAGAAAAAAUCCAAAAAGAAAGUUCCUCCCAAAGGGGCUGAGAGUGAGGAGGAGGCCACGGAGACCCUGCAGAAAAACUCCAACAAGAAGGGGAAAGCAAAGAAAUCAAAGAAGCAGCAGAAGGAGGAGAGGCCCCCGUCCCCUGUCAUCGAGGUGGACAACCUGGAGGAGUUUGUGCUGCAGCCCGCGCCACAGGGAGUGACUGUCAAGUGCCGGGUGACGCGGGACAAGAAGGGCAUGGACCGGGGGCUUUACCCCACCUAUUACCUUCACUUGGACAAUGACAAGAAGGUGUUCCUCCUUGCUGGGAGGAAGCGUAAGAAGAGCAAAACCUCCAACUACCUCAUCUCCAUUGACCCCACUGACCUGUCACGGGGUGGAGAGAACUUCAUCGGGAAGCUGAGAUCCAACCUGAUGGGUACGAGGUUCACCGUGUUUGACAACGGCGCAAACCCCGACAGGGCCAACGCUGACUGGUCCAACGUGCGGCAGGAGCUCUCGGCCGUGGUCUACGAGACCAAUGUUUUAGGGUUCAAAGGCCCCCGGAAGAUGACUGUGAUCAUCCCUGGGAUGAAUGCUGACUGUGAGAGGGUGCCCAUCCGGCCCCGGAACGAUAACGACGGCCUCCUGAUGCGAUGGCAGAACAGGAACAUGGACAACGUGAUCGAGCUGCACAACAAAGCUCCAGUGUGGAAUGAUGAGACCCAAUCCUACGUCCUCAAUUUCCACGGCCGGGUCACCCACGCCUCCGUCAAAAAUUUCCAGAUCGUGCACAGCAGUGACCCCGACUACAUCGUGAUGCAGUUUGGGCGUGUGGCGGACGACGCCUUCACCAUGGACUACAACUACCCCCUGUGUGCCGUGCAGGCCUUUGCCAUCGCCCUCUCCAGCUUCGAUGGGAAGCUGGCCUGCGAGUAG